AUGGACACUCCACUUCGCGAACAAUACGACGCGCUCUUGGCCGGCGACUCGAUCGCGUCCGACUACAGCCGCUGGCGCGAGCUCCGGCGCCUCGUGAUCGUGCACGGACUGCCUCGAGACGAAGCGUCGACGGUCGAUGCGACAUCGAGUCUCUGCUCGCUGCGCGGACGCGUGUGGAAGACCUUCUUGGGCGUGGAGAACGACGUCGACAUGACAAAGUACGCGGCGCUUGUCGGUCGGGGCGCCUCGCACGACGACGGCGACAUUCGGAACGACACGUUCCGGACGUUCCGCGGCGACUCGGAGUUCGCCCAGCGCGUGCCCGAAGAGAAACUCGUGCGGCUGCUGAACGUCUUUAUCAACGAGUUGGGCGCAGUGCCGCCUGGCGAAGCAGCGGCGCAGGAAGACGGCAGCGAGCAGGCGCAUGAUGGCAAUGUGCCGUCGAUCAGAUACGUUCAGGGAAUGAAUGUGUUAUGUGCACCUUUGCUGUAUGUACUGCCCGAGCCAGACGCGUACCACACGUUUUGUCAGCUCAUUGUCCGCCAUUGUCCGCACUACAUGGCGGCACAGCUUCAAGGUGUGGAAAAAGGCUGUGCCCUUGUGGACAAGUGCCUCGAAACGCUGGACCCGGAUUUGUACCAACAUCUGCUUCGUCGAGGCAUCACAGCGCGGAUAUACGCGCUUCCAUUGAUCCUGAGUCUAUUUGCUUGUGUACCUCCACUGCACGAACUUCUUCGCGUAUGGGAUGUGCUUUUUGCAGUAGGUGUACACUUUGUGGUGAUUCUCGCUGUCGCACAUACGGUACUUCUUCGAGAACAACUGCUGCAAUUAGAUAUGGACUUGAUGAAGGUGCUCAGCCUCCGAUGUGUGCCCCCUCUCCAGUCAGAUCUACUUAUUUCCAUCGCUUUGCAAUUGUUCCAUCGUUUACCUGAAGACCUCUUGUACGAGAUUGCUCGGCAUCCGUUUGCGAACCCGGACGCACCAACCAGUUUGCCGUUCCACCCCAAGACCAUAUCAGCCAUUGCGACGCAACUCCAAAAAGAGCAGAAGGAGUUGGCUACGGGGUCUGAUCGGACAUUACGGUCCUCGGGUAGCUUGACAGAUGAGGAAACUGCGGUUGCAGUGAACCAACAAUGCCACAGCACUGAGGUAUCUCAACGGGCUUCCUGCCCAUCAAGUCCACAAGGCGAUGCCACCGACACUUGGUCGUGCCCGACCGCCAUGGAAGAUAUGGAGUCAUGA
Molecule: messenger RNA, 1242 nt
Organism: Hyaloperonospora brassicae
Lineage: Eukaryota; Oomycota; Peronosporomycetes; Peronosporales; Peronosporaceae
Source: the annotation of a GenBank genome assembly